AGCCUUUCGGACUUCCAACGUAAAACGAUCGUGACCGCGCCGGACGCGACGCCUUCGGCCUACAUUCUAUUCUUUCGCUCUCAUUGCGCUUGUCUCUCCACUCGCACUUAACAGUUUGAAUUUGGCGCGCCAACAGUAGCCAUCAAGCCGCGCGCGCGUUCCAAUGCCAACCGGCAACCAGUAACCGAGCGACGGAUUGAAAGUUUUGCUCGUGUUAUUUAUUUUUUAUUUGUUUUUGUGUGGUGGAUGGACUUGUUUUAAUGAAGAAAAGGGACCUUUUAUUAAAAAUAUAACAUUUAAUAUUAAGUAAUAGUUAAAUUAAACUAUAAGUGUUUUUGUUCUCGAGAUUUAUUAGUGUUGUUUUUUUGUUAUCAAGGCCCAGUUAUCGUGCGGUCUGUGCGAACUUUUAAGCUUUACAUCCUUUGUUUACGAUUGGCGACGCCUACGCCAAUGAUAGUGUAAACGGUAGUAUAGUGUCUAGUAUAGUAAUUCAAAAUAUUUAUAAUGGACGGAGAACGAAAAGUAAAUCUUAGCGAAGGAGUCCCUCUUAAUUCUUCAGGUGGUGCGAAUAUAUUUUUGAAUGCGGGUAAAAAUAAUAAACUAAACGACGGGACUGUUAUACAUCUGACAACAGAAAAGCCUACAGACGUCGGUGUCCAUAUCAAUACUACAUUUUCUAUAGCGUCUUCCAAGAAAAUAAAGCUUUUGUUCAUAUUGAACUUUCUGCUAAGUGUGAUAUGUAUGAUAAUAAGUUGUUCCAUUGCGUUUUAUUACUGGAACGAGAUGACGUCCAUGCGGCGACAACUGGAUGUAUUAAGAGAUCAGUUUUUAAUACAAAACUUAAAAGAUGGGUUAAUCAAUAACGAGAAACCUCUUCAGAGUCCAUUGGUUUCCCAAUUAAGGCCUGCAGCCAAACGACUGGAACAUCGCGAGGGUCGCUCUGGCAUUGAUAAAAAUGAUAUAUCGCCAAAUGCUAGACGAUAUUUUGUGGAGGAUCUUGGUGAAGAUAUGCUCUUUAUGGAUUCAAGUAAAAAAUCCCCUAGUCAAUCUGUAGCACAGAUACAAGAUUUACCUGUAUUCCACAAAGAGCCUCUCAUCGUUCAAUUUAAUGGUGCCAUGCCUGAAAUUAACCUUGGAACACAAUCUUUAAUCGGACCCUGGGUUAGAGACCUGGAGGUGUCAACAAAGGACAGUGAAAGUAAAAUAGAACUCAUUAAUAAUUACUUCGCUGUCAAAGAAAGUGGUUUAUACAUAAUAUAUGCUCAAGUCGUGUAUCUGACACAUGCGCCAAAUUGCUAUUUCAUUUGGGCUCGGCAACCAGCACUGAAGCCUAGGUUGAUCACAACCUGUGCCACCGGCGACGACGCAAGUGCUAGACCGCUGGACAAAUCCCAGAUAUCAUGCUCAGUACAGACAGUGGCUCGUCUCUACAAAGGAGACACCGUCAAUAUGGCCCAAAGGGAACAUAACAGAACACUAUGGCUCAUACCUGGUUAUACCUACUUUGGAUUUGUAAAAAUUAGUUCCUAAUAUGGCUGUGGUAGCAAUAGUUAACUUUAUGGAAUGCCGGUAUAAGCCCCACAUACAGGGGGAUGCAAUAUUAUGAUUAUUUUCCAUUGUUAAUAAUAACAGUACUGUAAGACAAUACCGAUUAUAUUAUGGCAUUAUCGUGGAAAAUUUUCUUUUAAACCCCAUAUGCAUGUGGGGCUAGAACAAAAUAAUCCAGUCUCAGUUAUAUCGGAUAAGUGUCAUACAGGUCUAGUGCCAUAUAAUUUACAUUAAUGAUUACACUAACAUCACAUGAGUAAAGCAAAUUAGGGUAAAUUAGUAAAGGAGAAGUUAUUUCAAUAUGAGAGAAGAAAUAUUAAUUUUUUUUAUCAUAAAUCUAAAAGGAAAGGUAUAACUUAUUUGUCUUUAUAACAAUAGCGAUAUCGUUCAACUAUUAUCUCUGUAUAAGCACUUCCACAGCUGGUAAUGAGUCCACUCUAUAUAGAUUGUUGAUUCACACCUUUUGAUCUCCGAUUAGUCGAAGCAAUCCCACAUUACGAGCCAAAAUUUUUUUUGCGUUAAGUUUGACUUGUAUUUUAUGAUUCCAUUUGAUGUGAAUUUUUUUUUAUCAUCAUUUUUUUUUAAUGUACUUCAUAAUUAAUAAUUAGGAAUUGUAAAUUCUACUUAAAAUUUGCUCAAGAAAGCAUUUUACCUAAUGUUAAGAUUAUUUUAUAUUGAAAUUAAAAUUUAUGGCCAUUGCUGAAGCGAAUGUUACUAUAAGAAUAGUUUGUUAAGACAUUGGUAUAAGAUUAGUUGUUAAGUUAAAAUUUAGUCAAAGCCGAGUUAGUUUACUCUGAAUAUGGUGCUGAUGUCUUUGUUGAGCUUGUGACAGUAUUUAAUACUAGAGUUGUAUGUAUAAAGUAUGUACUGAAUACAAGUUGGUAUUUAAAUGACUAGGAAGUUUAGAAUUCCAUUAUACAUAUGUAUAAAUUGAGUGUCCUUGUUUGGUGUACCAUUUGAGGUAUAUAAAUGUUAUAUCUAAGUAAAUAACUAAACAAAUAGCUGCUACCAGACGGUACAGUGACACAAACAUGUACAGAUAUUGUAAUGUAUUCAGUUACAUUAAAUUUACAGUCUUCCAUCGUUACUAUGGUCGCCUGGUGUAUGGUGAUAUCCGUAUAGCAAUUGAAUUUGAUAUAUAAGUUUAGAACUAAUAACUCGUUUUAUAAUCUGUUACCGAUAUGUGACUAGGAUUAUCAUUAAAGUUAAUUUGUAUGAUAGCAUUCGAUUAUGGUGUCUUUGUAACUAGUGAAUAUUUAAUGUUUGUUUCAAGUACUCCCGUCCGAAAUAAAUGUGCCUUAAACAGAUAA
Molecule: messenger RNA, 2858 nt
Organism: Danaus plexippus (monarch butterfly)
Lineage: Eukaryota; Metazoa; Arthropoda; Insecta; Lepidoptera; Nymphalidae
Exons: 5
Coding region: 505-1530 (341 amino acids)
Biological process (GO): immune response
Cellular component (GO): membrane
Molecular function (GO): tumor necrosis factor receptor binding
Source: RefSeq, a predicted model, not a curated record